GCUUUCAAUUUCAAUUCCUCCACACACAGAAACACACGCCAUCCAUCAUCCGUGAUAUUUUAAUAAAAGAGAGAGAGAGAAGGAGAGAGACAAGGAGAAGGAGAAAGAGAGAGAAAGAGAAGAGGGUGUGUUUCUGGGUUUUGAAAUUUUGAGGCCCCAUCAAUCAAAGCCCCAUCAAAUUGUCCAAGCAUUUGAAAGGUGGAAACUUUUGCAUCUGCGAUCGUGUAAUUGGGGUUUUGCGUCAAAAGGGUAUCUAUCAAUCUAUAUUGGGUUUGAUGGCAAAUCUGUACGUGAAGGCGGUGCCACCGGCGGAUCUGAACCGGAACACGGAGUGGUUCACGUACCCUGGCGUCUGGACCACCUACAUCCUCAUCCUUUUCUUUUCUUGGAUCCUCGUUCUCUCCGUCUUCGGUUGCUCCCCUGGCAUCGCAUGGACCAUCGUUAAUCUCGCACAUUUUGCUGUAACAUAUCACUUUUUUCACUGGAAGAAAGGAACUCCAUUUGCAGAGGACCAAGGCAUCUACAAUAGAUUGACAUGGUGGGAGCAGGUAGACAAUGGAAAGCAGCUUACUCGUAACAGGAAGUUUCUAACAGUUGUUCCUUUGGUCCUGUACUUGAUAGCCUCCCACACAACCGACUAUCAGAAUCCAAUGCUCUUCUUCAACACUGUUGCUGUGAUUGUGCUGGUUGUUGCAAAGUUCCCCCACAUGCACAAGGUGAGGAUUUUUGGAAUCAAUGCUGAUAAGUGAAAAGUUGAAAACCUGGUCACCUGCUCAAGAGCCUCUUGUCCUUUUGUUCUGGAAAAAGGUCACACCUUUGUAUAGAAGGCAGAAGUGGAAGGAUACUCAAGUAAUGUUUUGUUGCCAACUGCUUUUUAAGCUGCUUCUAAAGUAUUAUUAAACAAAUAAAUAUGUUGAGUUAUUUCUGUACAGUAGAGAAGUAUAUGUAUCGAAUUAUAACGGUGCUUUUAAAAUGUACCUUUCUUUUCUUGCCUUUUUCCUUUUAUUCAUGCCUCCGAACUGAGAUAUACAAGAAUCAUCCUUUGCAUUGGUAUUCAA
Vigna radiata var. radiata (mung bean) is the source of this 1058-nucleotide messenger RNA. RefSeq names its product ORM1-like protein 3. The coding region runs from base 276 to 749 and encodes 157 amino acids. Gene Ontology annotation, cellular component: endoplasmic reticulum membrane. NCBI's taxonomy places the organism in Eukaryota, Viridiplantae, Streptophyta, Magnoliopsida, Fabales, Fabaceae. The record is from RefSeq and is a predicted model, not a curated record. The transcript is spliced from 3 exons. Gene Ontology annotation, biological process: intracellular sphingolipid homeostasis; negative regulation of ceramide biosynthetic process; ceramide metabolic process.